This is a messenger RNA of Triticum dicoccoides, 2311 nucleotides long. RefSeq names its product PHD finger protein ING1-like. NCBI's taxonomy places the organism in Eukaryota, Viridiplantae, Streptophyta, Magnoliopsida, Poales, Poaceae. Bases 1057 to 1926 code for a protein of 289 amino acids. The record is from RefSeq and is a predicted model, not a curated record. The transcript has 7 exons.
UCGACGUUUGUGAAUAUUACACGGUUUCUGGAUGAUGCGUUGCUAGUGAAUUACUACUGCCCCAACGCCUCCACGGUUUCUAGAUCCGUUGUUCUUCAUGCCCGUGCUUGUGGCGUGCCAACUGAACCUGUUCAUGACUAAAGCUAUGUGCCGUGUACUGAUUAUUCAUUUUUUAAAUUGUUGAUGAAGUGUUGCUGAUGUAUAAAUGGAUAAUUUGGCGCGCGUGCCCCCUUGAACAAUUUGCUGUAUUUUGCACUGAAAAAAUUAGGCGCCGGGCGGAGACAAAACGCCUAGCGCUUAAGCGUGCGCUUUGGUCAAAAAACCGCAAGGCGGAGACAAAAUGCUCACUCCGCGCCUAGCGCUUUUAAAAACCUUGGUAUUUUGUACUCUACGUUAGAGCGGGUCGGAACGAUUAGUUUCCUUAGGUGUUGACGCUAGUAUACAAUGCCAUGGCUAUAGCGUAGAUGAUAGAUAUGAACUUGCUAGUUUUGUCCAGGGACUUCAUGAGUGACCCUACCUUUUGUGCCAUGUGAACUUUUUAAUAGUUCUCGACUGAAUUUUCCUUGUGGUAUUCUCAUGGUUCUUUUGACUUAUCAAUGGUCCUCACUUGUAUUACUGUUGGCAAUCUCUCUAAUGUUUCUUUGCACUUAUCAACGGAUUAGAACCUAAAGGUUAUAGUUGGAAUAUUAGAUAUGGGAGAGUAAUUGUUUUCCAAUGGAAUACAUACUGUUCUAGCCUUAUAUUGGUAUCGUAUUUUCCUGAUUCAACUUGUCUCUUCAAAUUUUAAAUUUAUUGUUGUGAUGCAUUUUUGCACAUCAAUGCAUGCAUACAUAUGGAACAUGCUUGGUUUGAUGCCAAAAUUUGGCAUGCCAAUUUUUAGGAUUGGCCCAAAUGCGUCCAUAUAACCAUAUGGCCCGUCUGGCCGCACACGUGGGCUUUGUCGGAGGAAGGAGCCCACACACCAGAACCACUAGGUUGCACGGUGAGGUGAGGAGACUAUAUGUAGAAGGGGAUCAGAUCUCCGGACUGGAACUCUGUUUACCCUAAUCCCUCCCCAUGUCGGCCGGUGAGAUCCCCGCUUCCUCUGCUCCCGGCGCGCCUCAGUUCCAUGUACUGGCGGAGCUGCCAUGGCCGCAGCCACCGGACGCCGACGACGAUUACUUCCUCGAGAAAUUCCAAGCCAGUGUUGAAACAUUGCCAGCUAUGCUGCACAAGAACUAUUCAUUAAUGCGAGAGCUCGAUAAAAGCUUGCAAGGUGUGCAGCUGGAAAAUGAGCAGCGAUGUCAACAAGAAAUAGAGGACAUUAAGCAUGGACUUGAAUCUGGAAGUAUUACAACAUAUGAGCCAGCAAAACUUAAAUUUUCUGAUGAGGCAAUCGAGGAGCAGAAACAUUGUGUUAGGAUUGCUGAUGAGAAGGUGGCUUUAGCCACACAAACAUAUGACCUGGUCGACGCUCAUAUCCAACAGCUUGAUCAAUACAUGAGGAAGCUUGAAGAACUUCGACUAGAAAAGGAGGCAGUGGCAGCUGCAGCUGCAGCUGCGGCAGAUACAGCUGUUGCUGCUACUUCAGCUGCUCCUGCUGGCGCUGGUAGCUUAAGGUCCGCAGCUGCUGAUCCUGCUCCAAAAACUGGACGAGCUGGCGAAAGAAGCAGAGGAGGGCGGAAGAAGGCUAAGGUGCCCACGGAGAUGCCUACAGAGAUGCCCAUGGAGCAGCCAGCUAUAGAUUUAGAAUUGCCUGUCGAUCCUAAUGAACCGACGUAUUGCUUCUGCAACCAAGUCAGCUACGGUGAGAUGGUCGCGUGCGACAACCCUGAUUGCAAGAUAGAGUGGUUCCACUUUGGAUGCGUGGGCUUGAAAGAGCAGCCGAGGGGAAAGUGGUAUUGCCUGAGUUGCAGCGCGUUCCAAAAGAAGCGCAAGGGAAGGUGAGAUACAUAUGGUCCUUGUGCUAGGAGGUAUGCAGUCAGUCAUCCGUGAUCGUCUGAUUCCGUUGUGCUGAGCAGCGCCUUGUUUGUCUGGGAAGCAACUGUUGAAUGUAGCUUGAGUGAUCUUGCACAUGUUGUGACAGUCUUGAGGAGUGUUGUACAUGUGUGGCCCCGUUUAGAACAUGGGAAUUUCUUCUGUUCUUGUGGGUGAUGAACUGGUGACUGAAAUGCUUGCAAUAUUCCAACUGUCUGUUAUGCCGUUAGCGGCUAGGAGAACCGUUGAGCAAAGGCGGCUAUGUAUGCGCAUCGAAACAAACCUUGUUCAGUAGGUGCCCUGAAACUCGUGAGAGCCAAGCUGCUUCCAAGCUGUGUUACCAUUUUUUUGCUCA